This is a messenger RNA of Pteronotus mesoamericanus, 6608 nucleotides long. RefSeq names its product polypyrimidine tract binding protein 3 (gene PTBP3). Gene Ontology annotation, molecular function: mRNA binding. Gene Ontology annotation, biological process: regulation of RNA splicing; mRNA processing. Gene Ontology annotation, cellular component: nucleus. Bases 197 to 1864 code for a protein of 555 amino acids. The record is from RefSeq and is a predicted model, not a curated record. NCBI's taxonomy places the organism in Eukaryota, Metazoa, Chordata, Mammalia, Chiroptera, Mormoopidae. The transcript is spliced from 15 exons.
AGGCGGGGGCGCGGCGGUGGCGGGAGCGUCCCUGGUUUCCGCCCCUGUUUCCCACUCUCCUUCCACCUCCAACGCGCCGGGGCUGUGGAGAGGCUUCGUUCGCCCGUUCCCCGGAGCCGCCUUGCUGCUGCCACUCCCUCUCUCCGCUCGCGGUGAGCCCGUCAGUCCCCGCACUGUGCGCUCCACCGUCUGGGCCAUGGAUGGUGUUGUUACAGAUCUUAUAGCAGUCGGUUUAAAGCGGGGACCUGAUGAGUUUCUUUCUUCUGGCAUCAUUAACGGACCUUUUACCAUGAACAAUUCUACUCCUUCUACAGGUGUGUAUGCUAAUGGGAAUGACAACAAGAAAUUUAAAGGAGAUAGACCUCCCUGUUCGCCUUCUCGUGUUCUCCAUCUUCGCAAAAUUCCAAGUGAUGCCACCGAAGCAGAGGUCAUAUCAUUAGGUCUACCAUUUGGCAAAGUAACUAAUCUUUUGAUGUUGAAAGGAAAAAGCCAGGCUUUCUUAGAAAUGGCUUCUGAAGAAGCUGCUAUUACUAUGGUGAAUUACUACACUCCUGUUACUCCUCAUCUUCGAAGCCAGCCUAUUUUUAUUCAGUAUUCCAAUCACAGAGAACUUAAGACUGACAAUCUACCUAAUCAAGCUAGAGCCCAAGCUGCACUGCAGGCUGUCAGUGCUGUCCAGUCGGGAAGUCUGGCGCUUCCUGGAGCUCUUACCAAUGAAGGCACAAUCCUACCUGGGCAGAGCCCUGUGCUCCGAAUAAUUAUCGAAAACCUCUUUUACCCUGUUACUCUGGAAGUUCUUCAUCAGAUAUUUUCUAAAUUUGGCACAGUCUUGAAAAUUAUCACCUUUACAAAGAAUAAUCAGUUUCAAGCCUUGCUUCAGUAUGCUGACCCAUUGAAUGCACAAUAUGCCAAAAUGGCUCUGGAUGGCCAGAAUAUCUAUAAUGCAUGCUGCACUCUGCGUAUUGACUUCUCCAAGCUCACCAGCCUUAAUGUGAAAUAUAAUAAUGACAAAAGCAGAGACUUCACUCGCUUAGACCUUCCUACUGGUGAUGGCCAUCCAUCCCUUGAACCCCCUAUGGCUGCUGCUUUUGGUGCACCAGGUAUAAUUUCCUCACCAUAUGCGGGGGCUGCUGGAUUUGCCCCAGCCAUUGGAUUUCCUCAAGCUACAGGUCUCUCAGUCCCAGCUGUUCCUGGAGCUCUCGGUCCUCUCACAAUCGCCUCCUCUGCUGUCACUGGAAGGAUGGCCAUUCCUGGGGCUAGUGGCAUACCAGGAAAUUCUGUUCUACUUGUCACCAAUCUCAACCCUGAUCUUAUCACACCACAUGGACUGUUUAUCUUAUUUGGAGUAUAUGGUGAUGUACAUCGAGUGAAGAUUAUGUUUAAUAAGAAAGAAAAUGCUUUGGUUCAGAUGGCAGAUGCAAAUCAAGCUCAGCUAGCAAUGAACCAUCUGAGCGGUCAGAGACUUUAUGGAAAAGUGCUUCGUGCUACACUUUCCAAACAUCAAGCAGUUCAGCUUCCUCGAGAGGGACAAGAAGAUCAAGGUCUGACUAAGGAUUUUAGUAAUAGUCCUUUGCAUCGCUUCAAAAAGCCUGGCUCUAAAAACUUCCAGAAUAUUUUUCCACCAUCAGCCACUCUACAUCUUUCCAACAUCCCACCUUCUGUUACAAUGGAUGAUCUGAAGAACCUUUUCACUGAAGCUGGCUGUACAGUGAAGGCUUUUAAAUUCUUUCAGAAAGAUCGCAAAAUGGCCCUUAUUCAGCUGGGAUCUGUGGAAGAAGCAAUCCAGGCCCUCAUUGAGCUUCAUAACCAUGACCUUGGAGAAAAUCACCACCUCAGAGUUUCCUUCUCAAAAUCCACAAUCUGACUUUUCUGUGAAUUUUUCUCCUAAGACUGGACCAUAAUUUCAGUAAAACGUUCAGACAUAGACUGAAGCAGCUCUAGACCAAUUCUGCCUCUUUUACAUAAAUAAUUUUUUCUGAGUUCGCUAUUUAAGUAUAUUUAAAAAAUUAAGAGAUGAUUACCCCCACACACACUCCCCACUAAUAUGUGAUCAACGAUGUGUUUUUCCUUUAUACCAUAAUUUCUAUGAAAAUGGUCUUCAGGAAAAAAGAAAACUUUUUUUAAUAAUUACAUUCCCCAUAUUAAAUUAGAUUUCAAGAGGACAGACUUUCUUUUAGUUUGGGUCCAGAUCAGCCUUACACAUUUCUAAACUCCUUUGUACUUUACAAAAUUUAAGCAUACCAACUUUUUAAAAUUACUUGAUGUAAGUAAUUUCAAUUUCUUACAACCGUUUUUAACUUUAUGAUUCAUAAUUAUGUUCACUUAUAAAUUAUUUCACCUAUAUUGACAGUUAUACAUAAAUUGGGUUGUUUUGGAAGCAGAUUUACAAACUUCCAUGUUUUCUUUCAAUGGCUUGUUUCACUCUUAAGACACUCCUUUGAAUAUUGCAUAUCUUUAACUUUUUAAGAUUGUUUGGAGAAAUGAAGUGUCUCAGCUGUCCCCAAGGAAAUUCCAGCCAGGAUCAAUUAAGGUGUUAGAAUAAUUAAUAAUUUUAUUAGGAAAAAUCAUGUUUUAAAUUUCAAAAUAACACAUUUGCUGAGUAAUAUAUGAUCUUAGAAAAUUUAAAAAAAAUAAUUCUACUUAUAAACUACUUUUUUAUCAUUGCUUUCAGGAAAAAGUUUACAGUCUUAAGGAAAAUAUUCAGGUCUAUCAUAUGGUUUGACAGAUUUUUAAAAGUUAUUUUUGGUAAGGUCUUCUUUUAGAAAUAAAUUAAUCUCAAGGGUUUUUUGUACCACUAUAAUCUGUAAUACUUAUUCAGAAUUACUGUGUAUUUACUUAAUUUCUUCUUAUGUGCCUUAUUAUGUGCUUAUGAUACAAUAGGUUAGAGUUUUAUCUAAGAAUCUUGAAAGCUAUAUUGUGGGCUUGGUGAGUGUUUUUCUUUUCUUUCCCUGUUUUGGUAAGGAUUUUAAAGUUUUUUUUCAUUGCUAUUUUAAGUGGUUUUCAAUAAGUAAUAGUUUUUUAUUCAAAUUUAUGGUGCUUUGGUGCAGAGAUGGGGUAGGGAAAGGUAAAUGGUUUGGAGAAUAACUCAGUGCGCACCUGUAGGCCUCUUCACAUUGUGACCAAUAGCGGUCUGCCAGUAGGGCAUACCAGUUUGGACCUAUGAAAUACAAUCUCAGUUUCUGGAUCUUGUCUAAUCUUUAUCAUUCAUCAUGUUUUGUCUCAGGAUUGCUUGGUUUUUCUCAGUACUCAAGUGAGAAUUUGCUUUUCUUUGUUAAUAUAACAUCAUUACUGGGUGCCCACAUACACAAGAGUAUGACACAGUGGGUUCCUUCUCAUCUCUGUCCUGUUUUCUUUUUGGCUGAAUGUAAGAAUACAUUUUAAUGUUGCUUCAGUAAUUGUAAAAUGUAAAAUUGUUUCUUUUUAAUGAGAAACUUUGCUUUUGUUAAUUACUCCUUCAAUGCUUGAUCAGAUUUUUUUAAAGCAGGAAUUGUCAAAAGGGACAUUUUUGUCACCACUUUUACACUUUUCAGAUUCUCAGAGUUGCUCAUCUCAUCUUUAAAAUGAAUAUCUCAAUCUUUUUGCUAUAUUCCAGCCAUUAAUUUGAACACAGGAAGGUUUCUGCAAGAGAUGUUUUACAAAAAAUCAGAGACAACAGAGGCUUUCUGCUUUCUGUUUAAAAAAUUCUGCUUUCUGUUUAAAAGCAGAAUUCAAGCAACACUGAGCAAUAGUAGGUUAGUAGAAUAGGAAGGAGGACACUAAAUUGAGACAUUUUGGGUGGAUCAGUAUAACAUUGGCUGAAUUGAUAGGUAUAAUCACUUAAGUUUUUAUUUUUUCAUUUAUGAGAUAUAUUUUUAGUGAAACACUGAGUUAAGGGGGGAAGAAAAAAUUUGAGAAAUCUCCCAAUAUUGCUUCUUUUUUCCUUUCAUAUAGGCACUAUUAAAAUUUUCAACCUGUUAAAUUGGAUUAUUUCAUUUGCUUUGAGUUAAGAAUUAUUGUGUAAUUUAAAGUCAUGACUCUCCUAACAUUCAGUGGGUAAGCAUAGCAAAAGUGUAGCCGAAGGGAGAUCAUAAUGGUGUUGAAUGUACUUUUGAAAUAGGGCAUGGUUUUUAAAUCUGAGAGAGAACAUUUGAAUCCUUUUCAGGGAUUUGUGUGUGUGUGUGUGUGUGUGUGUGUGUAUGUAUGUGUAGAUAAGUGUGUGUGUGUGUGUGCGUGCAUGCACACACAUACAUACACUCCUGAUGUACAUACAUAUACACAUUACAUACUUUUUAAUUUAUUGACAAAGAAAAUCAAAUUAAGAUUUGAGAAAGUGAGGUAUUCUUAUUUAAAAUAGUGUUUGAAACCAUCAAUUUGUAGCACAUCAAUGUUGUCCAUACUGGGCUAUUUGCUAUUUGAAUUUUAGAAGUCUACGGUAUUUGUGUUGGCAUAGUUUCUGUAAAAAGUUUUUAAAAUAUCAGGGUAGUGGAAAAAUUAGAUCUUUGGUGGUGGUGUUUUUGUUUUUGGCAUGCGCUUAUUAGAUACCUUCUAAGCCAUGUUUUUGCUGUUGAGCUGACAUAGUAUUCUAUUUUUAUGCUUGCUUACUUUAUUUUAAGGAGUAUUGUUUUAUCACUUUUGGAAGUGUCUUCACUUUUACACGAAGUAUAUAUAUUCAGGACUUUUAAAAAAUAGCAGUACAUACUAGUUUAAUAGUAGCAAUUUAUGCCAAAACAUUUUUUUUUAGAUUUAAAUAACUUGCAGAACAGUAAAAUGUGUUUUGUGUGAGAUACAAAUAGAAAAAUGACCCAGUAUCUUAAUUGAUAACUGAAGAAUUUCAGAGGUUUACCCAGUAUCUUAUUAAAUUCUUUUUAAGACUAAAUAUUAUGAUCAUUUAUUUGUAGUAACAAUGUUUCUGAUUUUUUGGGGGGCUGUAGUUGGAAGAUGCAGACCUCACAGUUUGUAGAGACAUAACUUCUUUCUGCUUGCCUAAUUCUGCCUGCCUAAUUCUUUAAGGGAGCAGAGCAAUGCCUUCUUUGUCUGUGUACAAUAGUAAUCAUAGAUUUUACAUCAGUUGGUUAGAAAUAACUCUCAUGAAUGUCUGUUCAGUUUCAUGUAAAUUUUGCAAAGCUUCCAUGUCCUUAACACAGCAAUGUUUAUAUAUACAUUGAGUAUGUUAUCAUGCAAUUGCUCCUCUGUUCCCACUAAAUAUUUUUUGGACAAAAGAUGACAAACGCAAAAGUAUGUGCCCCCCCCCCCACCAUGUGUCACUUAAAAAACGGAAGUUUGCCAAGCUAUUAGCCCAUCUCUUAGAAAACCUAAUGUGUACUGCUAUUUUUAAAACCAAAAAGACGGCAUGACUAUGCGUAAAAGCAUUUUUCUUAGCCUUUCCUUUGUCUUGAUCUGUGAACAAGAAUAAAACUGCCAGACUUAAAAUAUUCUACUAUUGUGCUAAAAGAAAUACAAUUUAGAUUGCACAAAACUUUUCCUUUAAAGAAAAUAUAACUCAGCAAUCUUUUAAAAGAGCUGUGUUGUUACCUACAAGACUAUUUGCAGUCUUUUUUCAGAGCAAAUUCUAACAGUUAGUUGUGAAUUGUUUUAAAAAAUAGAAAAUUAAUGAAAUAUUAGUUUCAGGGGUUUUAUAGAGGGAGAAAAACUAAACGGGACCAAAGUUUAUGUGCCUUCUUCAGUAGUCUUAAUUGACCUAUUCUUCCUAUUCAAAACUAAGAUAGUAUCAGUAUGCUGGUUUUCAGGAAAUAUGUACUAUAUAGUUUUAAAAGAAUGUUAUCCCACAGACUAUUCAUACAAGUGAAGAAUUGUAACUGAGUAAAUGAAGUCUCAGUCACACUUUUGCCUUUAUUGCAUAAUAUUCAUUAUAUAGCAUUGUGCAGGUCCAAGAACAGAGCUGCUGUAAAUCUUUGUGGUCAUCAUCUUAGUUUUUGUAACCUGAGGCAUGUGUUCCAGAGAACAGGGAUAUUUGUCUGGUCCAAUGACCUUGGUGGUAAUAGUCAUAAUUGAAAGCUGCUUAUGGCAAGCUUAAUACAGCACUGUAAACGGAUUUUUGUUGUGUUAUUUUCACUUCUUAAAUCUAUAUAGUAGUUGUAAUAACAGAUAUUUAAAUAGCUAUUUUUGAUGUCAUACUCUGGCCUUCCCCCACCCUUGCCAUUGUUACCCAGAUAUUUAAAAAAUUCAUCCCAUACCCAGAAAGUACUAAUUAUAAAGAUCACCGACCAAGCAAAGUUUUGCAUCAAAAUGUCACCUCAUUGCUCUGACCAAAGACUGACUUCUGGUUUUAACUUGUAGUAAGCAUUUUUUCUGACGCUCCUUUCUGAAAGAAGACCCAGCGCAAAGCGGCCUUUACUUUCUAUUUCCUAUCGGUGAAUAGACUACUUAGAGAAAAUGGGAGUUAAAAUGUGAACAGAAUGGAUUGGGAUGACAAGGGUUUAAUGGGCAUUUUCAGUACUGUAUUUAAGAAAAAAAAUAGCACAGCUAGGAGCCUCUGACAUUGUCUUGUGUUUUACAUGGUCUGUUCAUAAGAUUCCCUUUUUCGGUUUAUAAGAAUGUUCAUCUAACAGAAGAUGCUGUAAAUAUUUGUAACAACAUUUUUUUUAACCAGGCCAAAAAAGAAAAAAAAA